AAUUUUUGACUUGACUCCACUUCCCAAAACAUUCAACACCAACAAAGAAACCAAAUAAUAUCUCAAAAGUGUAUAUAAAUAUGUGGGGAAGAGGAGAAUUCUGCAACCUCAGGAUCUUCCCAUCAGUUUUAUGAAAAGUUCUUUGGCUUGUGGUUCUAAAGAAACAAACUUUAUCAGUAGUAGAGAGAAAAAAUGAAUGCUAAAGUACAAGACUCUGACGAUACCAAAAAGGGUGAAGAAGUUGUGCUUCCUGGCUUUAGAUUCCACCCUACAGAUGAAGAACUUGUUGGGUUUUAUCUCCAUAGAAAGGUGGAAAAGAAGCCUCUCAAAAUUGAACUCAUCAAACAGGUUGAUAUCUACAAAUAUGAUCCAUGGGAUCUUCCAAAGGUGAAUUCAUUUGGGGACAAAGAAUGGUAUUUUUUCUGCAUAAGAGGGAGGAAGUACAGGAACAGUGUGAGGCCAAACAGGGUAACUAGGUCAGGGUUUUGGAAAGCCACAGGAAUAGACAAGUCGAUAUACUGCGUGAAGGAACCCCAUGACUGCAUUGGCCUGAAGAAGUCUUUGGUGUACUAUCGUGGAAGUGCUGGAAAAGGCACCAAAACUGAUUGGAUGAUGCAUGAGUUUCGCCUUCCACCCAAUGCUAAAUCCUCCGCCAACAUUGCUAAUACUACCAAUAACCUUCAUGAAGCUGUAAGUCAUUUUAUUUAUACACACAUAUAUAUACAUCUUCUUCUCCUUACUUUAGGUUUAAAGCUAUGUUUUAAGUCCAUGACAUGCCUAAAUUUUAAAACAAAAAAUAGUAUAUGGCCUAACGAGAAACAUCAUACUCAAGCUUAUAGCAGGAAUACCAAGGGCAAGAAACACCAGGUACUUAGAGGAAUUGCUACAAAGCUUAUUGUUGUAAAUCUUAGUCAAAAUGGUAGCACUAAGUCCCCCUUAACCUUUCAGAACCCCAUCGACAAAGCCUCUGCUAGCAAGGAAGAUUCCCAGUUUCUACAAGAAUCCCCUAUCCUUCCUAGUCACAACUAA
This is a messenger RNA of Vigna umbellata (rice bean), 1029 nucleotides long. The record is from RefSeq and is a predicted model, not a curated record. NCBI's taxonomy places the organism in Eukaryota, Viridiplantae, Streptophyta, Magnoliopsida, Fabales, Fabaceae.